CCCGGUGCUGAAAACGUGAUUGGUGAAGUUGUGUUGACAAAUCGGUGAUUACAAAAGUUGUUGGGCAUGAACCAAAGUAACAACUUCGUAACACGAAAUAUGAACAGUUAGUCCUAAGUCGCUGCAACAGUUUUGUAACAGUGGACUGAGGUUUUGUCGCCAGUUAGCUAAGUGUUGUCUCCUAAGCGACGACUUGGUGGGUCUCGUGUCACCAGCUUAUCGUUAGCUAGCUGGCUAAGUGCUUAGCGGAGAGUUGACAGACACAUGGUUCAUGAGAGGGCACAGCCGCUACCAGAGAGCUGGUACUGCCGAGCACUGACGACUAUGACAUUAACAUGACCACAAGCCCGGCAUGACAGCAGUGACCGGAGGGAGGAUCAGCACGAUGGGGACACCGGGUAGAACCACCAGCCUCAACUUUUCAUAUGAGGAGGACGCCCCGGACUCUUCUGCCCUCUCAUCCUCCGCCAUGUCCAUUGACAGGCUCUUCCCGGCCCUCUUGGAGUGCUUUGGGAUAAUCCUGUGUGGAUACGUCGCAGGGAGGGCAAACAUCAUCACUUCCACCCAGGCCAAAGGGCUGGGGAAUUUUGUGUCCAAGUUUGCCCUCCCAGCGCUGCUGUUCAAGAACAUGGUUCUGUUGGACUUUGGUAAUGUCAUCUGGCCAUUUCUCUGGAGCAUCCUCAUUGCCAAAGUGUCUGUGUUUGUCAUCGUCUGUGUCCUCACACUGGUAGUUGCCAGUCCCGAGAGUCGUUAUAGUAAGGCUGGGAUCUUCUCAAUAUUUGCCACACAAAGUAAUGACUUUGCUUUGGGAUAUCCUAUAGUUGAAGCCCUGUACCAGAACACACACGCAGAGUACCUCCAGUACAUCUACCUGGUUGCACCUGUGUCCCUGAUGCUUUUGAAUCCCAUUGGUUUUGCCUUCUGUGAGAUCCAGAAGUGGAAGGAUCAGGGAAACCAUCAGCAGAGCAAAUUUCUGAUAGUGGGGCUUGUAGUUUUACAGGUCUUAAAGAACCCCAUAGUAUUCAUGGUUAUAAUCGGCAUCAUCGCCCACUUUGUCCUGCACCAGACAAUUCCUGCCUUCAUGGCUGAAUUUGUGGAUGGCCUGGCCAACUCUUUUGGAGGAGCAGCUCUCUUCUACUUGGGUCUGUCCAUGGUGGGCCAGUUAAGAAAACUGACCAGAUCCACAGUUGUUACACUGAUAUUACUCAUCACCGCAAAACUGUUGCUAAUGCCCCUGAUUUGCAAGGACAUGGUGGAUCUGUUGGACAAUAGCAACACCAGUGCUCUGAACCACUCAAGCCUCUCCAAUUAUGCCUUUCUUUAUGGAGUGUUUCCCACUGCACCAAGCGUGGCUAUCUAUGCUGUCUAUUACAAUGCAGAACUAGAAGUUGUAACCUCUGGGAUGGUGAUCAGCACUUUUCUCUCAGCUCCGAUAAUGUAUGUUUCUGCCUGGUUACUUACAAUCCCUUGGAUGGAUCCGGAGCUUUUGAUGAAUUCACUGCAGAAUGUUAGCUUUAACAUAAGCAUAGUGAGCUUAGUUGCACUGGUUUGGACAAUUACUGUUAUGUUUUUAAGUAAGAAAUUCAAGAGGCUACCCCACAUGUUUACUGUCAACCUUUUCUUGGCGCAGUUUCUAACUUCUUGUGGGAUGAUCCUGUGGAACUUUGUGGUGAAGAAGGAUAACUUCAUUGGGCAGAUCCUGACUUUCACAUUAUUAUGUACCUCACUCUACAGUACUUACAUGUGGACAGGUUUAAUAGCACUCUCACUUGUGCUCUUGAGGAGAAUUGAGGAUCUGAAAGCUUCGUCGGGCAUGUUGGUCAUUGCAGGCUGGGGGAUUCCAGCCUUAGUAACUGCUGUGAUGCUUAUAUCUGGGGAAAAAAUGUCUGACACAAUUGACUCGUCUUUCUUUUAUGGGAAACCACAGAUAAUCUGCACCACAGUUAUAGCUGCCCUCAGCAUACUGCUGGGAGGGGGCUCACUUGUGUGUCUCAGUAGAGGAAGCUGGGCCCAGAAUGACGAAAUCAUGGAGGGAGACUCUUCAGUUGGUACUGCAGAGGAUCUUGUGACUGAAGUUGAACCAGAAAACCAGACUCUGGUUGAGCCAGUCACCCCAUCAGGAGAUGUCAACAGAGCAUGCCUCAUAUGUGACUGUGCACCACCUCGGCCUAUGCCUGACAUGAUCAUCAGCACAAAUAUGAACAACACACCAACCACACUCACAGGUCAGUGUGAGAAUAACUGUGAGUCAACAGACUGCCUGCUUGUUCAAGUGGAAGAGCUCCAACAGGUUGCAGAUAGACAAGUGGCCCGUCAUGUGCUCUUAUGUCUGCUUCUGACUGUCAGCUUGCUUGCUAACUUGUCCAGCUGCCUGUGGUUACUCUUUAACCCUGUUCCUGGUAGACUCUACUUGGAGCUGCAGUUCUUCUGUGCAGUGGCCAACUAUGGACAGGGUUUUCUCUCCUUCGCUCUGUUUGGGCUGGACAAGCAUUUGAUUAUACUACCAUUUAAGAAGAGGUUAUACAAUCUGUGGUAUGGAAAGAAGCAAGAGGAGCAGCUGGAGAAUGAAUUACCCGAGGAUAUCAGGAUGACCUGCACCCAGUUCACCAAAUACCACAAGGAUCAGUGUUUUCAUGACAUUGUUAAGAGGAGGAGGUGUGGGAAGAGGACUAUGGUGGACUGUUUUCUUGGCUGUGAACUUGUGGAGUGGCUUCAGCAGGUGGGUUUGGCUCAGGACCGUGGGGAGGCUGUACUCUAUGGGAUGCGGUUACAGCAGGGUGGCGUGCUCCAGCACAUCAAGCAGGAAUACGGCUUCCAAGACAGUCGCCUUUAUUACCGCUUCACGGAAUAAGACAGUUGACAAUUGUUGUAUCCAAAAGGUAAAUGUCAUUUCAUUUCAUUAAAAACAGACAAAUGCCAAAAUACACCCAAAGGUAGAGUAACAGGUAGAACCACACUGAUCUUAAAAGAAUGCUGCACCUAGACUGAAAACUGUUUACACUCCUUUUGUCCACACCCUGUACAGGACAGCAUUUCACAAUGCACUAUUGGGUAGCACAGCAUAGUGCACAGUUGGGUGUUGACCAGGGCAAAGGAAUAGGAAGGAGGUAACAUUUUUAAAUGAUUUUUUUUAACCAGCUCAGUCUUAUUUUUGUAGUUUUAUAUUCAACAUUUCACUCACUGGGUUAAUGCCUGAUAUGUAACUGCAACACCAUUGUUACAACAGUCAAUCAGGGCAGGAACAUGAGCUGUCAGAUGAUCUUACAGUUAACUCCCUGCUUAGCUGUAAUAUCAAAACUAUUUAUUUUGAAGUGAAACUGAAAGUGGGAGGAACGGAAGUAACAGUGAUGAUCUGUCAUGUGGAAAAAUUGCAGAUGGAACUACGUUUUGGUACAAAGCAUGAGACUGGGCAACAAUCUUAAACUCUGCCGGUUUUCAAAUACAGCUAAAACUACAAAAAUAAGACUUAAGAUGUUUUCAUUUAACAUUGAAUUUCAGGAAUAACAUAAGUAACAGGCAUUUAUAAUCCUAUGGGGUGAUAAAGGACUUGUAUAGUUUUUAUGCAGUAAAUAAUGUGCACUUUCAGUAGUUUUAUUUUCUGCUAUUAUGUGACCAAUAAUCCACAAAGAGGUGCUCUCAUAUACCAAAUUAGAGGUGCAAGCAAAAACUCCCACUCGCCUACAGAGUGCACUAUUUGUUAUAUUGAGACACCUCAGAUUGUAUUUUCAUGCUUCUACCAAAGCCACUCGCUAAAAGACAUAACGGGAGAUGUGUUUAAACCUUUAUUAUCUUUUUUAUAGUUUCUUGUAGUCAGUCUAAUUUAUUAAUAAUAUAGCACAAAGCAUAAGUAGUGUUGACUAGAGCUUAACAGUGAUAACACUGUUUACCAGGACAACCUGAGCAGUAUAGACCAUUUGAGCAAACAACCAGCCAGUUUGGGAAAAAAAGGUAUUCUUUAUAUUUCCAUGGCCUUUUAUUAUUUUUUUAAUGACAACAAAAGCAAACUGUCAUUUUAAAAAUUAAAAAGGUCAUCAUCAUGAAUAUGUGUUGACCAUAAUGUGGACUGAAGUAAUGUCAGAACUACAAGUGUUAAUGUAUAUGCUUACUUAAAAGUGGUCAUACAUAAAACUCCCCCUCACUCCUUCGUAUGAAACCUUAUGAACUUAGAAACCUCAUGAAAGUUGGUAAGAUAGGAGCUGCUGUAAUUCAAAACUUUUCUCAGGUAAAUAAUAUUAUUGCUUUUUUUAAUGCAAAGAUUUGUGUUUAUUAUUAACUCAAUUGCAUCAAAAGAAAUGCUGCAAAAACAUUUGUUGAACAUUUUAAUGAAAAUAUUUUAAUCCAAUGUGUCACACACGAAUUCUGUCAAAGGCUGCAUAUUUAUGAUCUUCAUUUGUUUUAAAAUAAAAUUUAACAUUGGAACCCUAAAA
Molecule: messenger RNA, 4427 nt
Organism: Lates calcarifer (barramundi perch)
Lineage: Eukaryota; Metazoa; Chordata; Actinopteri; Centropomidae
Gene: gpr155a
Product: G protein-coupled receptor 155a
Exons: 16
Coding region: 353-2851 (832 amino acids)
Biological process (GO): intracellular signal transduction; transmembrane transport
Cellular component (GO): membrane
Source: RefSeq, a predicted model, not a curated record